Cydia splendana is the source of this 17648-nucleotide messenger RNA. RefSeq names its product histone-lysine N-methyltransferase trithorax (gene trx). The coding region runs from base 618 to 14033 and encodes 4471 amino acids. The transcript has 13 exons. Gene Ontology annotation, molecular function: DNA-binding transcription factor activity; zinc ion binding; sequence-specific DNA binding. Gene Ontology annotation, cellular component: nucleus; histone methyltransferase complex. Lineage: Eukaryota; Metazoa; Arthropoda; Insecta; Lepidoptera; Tortricidae. The record is from RefSeq and is a predicted model, not a curated record. Gene Ontology annotation, biological process: positive regulation of DNA-templated transcription.
CAGCAGUGAAUAGCGAGCGACAUGUUUGUUUUCAUACCGGUCCGAAUUAACGUCGCGAUUGGUUCAAAAUCCAUAACUGGCCUCCGUGAGCCAGGUGUCGUUCACACCGCGGCCUCGCGGGCGCCUCGUCUCGUUAAUCACUCGUGCUUGCUAUUGUUAACGCACGGUGUACAGCCAUCUUUGUCAAAUUAUGGACGAUUUCGAUUGAUUUCAAUAACUAAUAGUGUUUGUGCUAUCUAAAUGAAAGAAAACACGGAUUUAGUGAUAUUGACGCUUUGUGUUAGAACACGAAGAGACAUUCUCUUUUGUUUUACUACUAACAUCACUGCGUUGAAUGGAAGCGUUACGACUUACGGCGUUAACGACCAUUAAAAUGAUGGAUGAUGUCGUCUUUUGCAAAAAGAGUGUAAAGUGAUCGUUAUAGUAAAUAAUGUGAAGGGUGCAUUUAGUGUUUAUGUUUGGGCGGGCAUGUGAUGAGAACUGCGUCGUAAUUUGUUGUACACAUUGCAUAAAUGAGUGGAAUGGCGUUGCGGAGCGCGCGGACCGGAGCAUGCGCGCCAGUUGCCUCGCAAUCUCUGGGAGCGCAUUGAGUGUCCUUCGUUUACGUGUUAAGCAAAAUGGGAAGGUCGAGAUUCCCUGGCAAACCGCUCAAAUUCCAGAACAGAAAACGUGUUAGUGUAUUAUCGGGUGCUGUAUACCAUGAAAAUGCUCCGGAGAGCCAACCGCUCGCUCGCGGCGGGACCGCUAAUGUUUUCGCUGGGGAUAAAGAGGAAGAAGAAAAGAAAGAAAAUAGCAAAGAAAAUGAAAGAAAUGAGUCUAAUGAAAAUUCUGUGAACAUCUCUGCAGUGAACAACAUUAAUAACCCAGAUCUUACAUCUAGUGAUUCAAAAUCUCCUGUUCGCACUCGCUCACAAAACAAAAUGGAGCCAGUUAAAGGGGAAAAACCAAAACCAGUGAAGAAAACUGUGACAUUUGGUACAGUUGAGAGCUGUGAAGAUAUUUUCUUGCCUUUAAAAAAGAUUCCUCUGAAACAUCAUGCACCUCUAGUGCCUAUUAUCAAAAAGAAAUCAUCAUUGAAACAAACAGAAUACUCUACUUUUAACAGCAUACUUAAGCCAGCAAAAUUGACAGAUUUGAGUUCAAAGUCAUCUGAUAAUCACGAAGGGUACUUAAGGAAAAACCUGAAUCCUUUGUCAAAGCCCAUGAACAAGUUCUCGCAGUUCAGUGACAGCCGAUGUAUUUCUCCACCACCUCGUAACCUAUCUCCAGUUGAUAAAGAGAGUGGAAGCUCAUCAAAAUUUGUUCUGCCUGUCAGAAGUGCUCAUUCAUCUCGAGUUAUCAAACCAAAUAAGAGAUUUAUAGAUGGUGAAGAACCAACCACUGCAACUGGUACUGUGGGCUCGGCAAAGGUGCUUAAGAAGCCUAAGCUCAAGAGGCUUCUAUUUAACAACUUACACAGAGAUGAUGAUACAUUAGAAGAUGAGGCUUCAGAUAUUACAAAGGACACUGAAAAAUCUAGAGACAAACAAUUUCUAACACCAUCCAACUUAUUCAAAGACAAAACAACAAACUCAUUUUCGGGUCUCAGCAGUAAUACAAGAAAGCCCAAUGUCAAGCUUAAUUUAUUCUCUAAUAAGAAUAAAGAAACAGAAUAUUCACAAGAUGAAAAUUCUAAUGUAGAGGGAAUAGAGAAAGGCAAAGCCUUGGAACAAAGUAAGCCAAGUAAAGAGGAGAGAGCUGGGCAUGCAAUGCGUAAACUUAUGGACAUAUCAGAUGCAAGUAGUUCUACCAGCACUACUAGUGGUUCAGAAUCUGAAGAAAGCUGGGACAGUGAUAGCCUGGAGGGGAGUGGGGAUGAGGAAGAAAAACCACCACCUAGCCCAGAAAGAGAGAAGUCAUCUGCUAGUCAACUGUUGAGUGGCAAAGUAAUAAUAAGGGAAGCCAGAUUACAAUUAAAUACCCCUGCUCAAGCAACUACUGGGUUAGAUGGUCCGUUUUCAGCACCAACUUCAACAUCUCCUAACCCUCCAACCACAGUGACGUGUGGUGUAUGUGGUGCAGUACGAUUCUACAAAUUCGUAAAGCAAGCCCGCAAGUUUGGGAUAUAUUCCUGUGAGUCUUGCCGAAAGUUUAUAACAAAGCUUCUGAAGAGAGAAAAAUUAGCACACAAAAAUGGUACCAUUGUCAUGCAAUGUAUGAGAGAAGAAGGCAAUUGCAUUGUGCCUCCAAUAGUGAGAUCGCAACAAUGGAAGCUAGUACGUUCUGAAAACAGAUCGCGGUGCCCGGCUUGUUGGCUGAAAAUGUGUCUAAGAGCAUUUCAAGUGCCGCCGAGCGUAAGGGCAGGGCUCACGGCGAUGCUGCCUCCUUCGAUGAGGGCCAGCGUCAAGCUCUCCGGACCUAUAGUUCAGGUUAAUCCAUUGAGGCUAGGUGCUGGCAACACUUGGACAAGCUCAUCUACAUCUACGCCAGCACUGACAAAUGCACCACCAAAUAACACUGAGCAUGAAGGCAAAAGCUUUAUGCUUUUGAAAAUUAAUAAAAAGUCUGAGGAGAGCAAUGAAAAACUAAUAGAAAAAGUUGAGGAUAAGACCAACAAAGAUCAAGGUUCAGCUGAAGAAGACGGCGAAGAUUUCAGUGAGAAUAGAAAGCGUCGUAUAACAAGGGUUAAAGUGCGGAAGAAAGAUAAAGGUGAUAAAGGUGAUUCUAAACAGUCUGAAGACCCUAAACGCCAGAAGGUUGAACUUAAGGGGCCAAGAGUCAAGCAUGUAUGCCGAAGUGCAUCAAUUGUUUUAGGACAACCUAUUGCUACAUUCCCUACCCAAGAAGAAAAAGAAAAGCAAGAAAAAUUGAUUUCAUCUGAAGAAGACAACAGUUUGUUACCUGUUAUUGAAAAAGAUGUUCUUGCUCCUAAACUUCCUAGCUGUGAUAUUGAAAUGGAUACCGAGAAUAAGACUCCUGCACAACUGUGUGAAGUGACUCCUGCAAAAGAGGCUGAUAUUGAAAUGCAGGAGCCAAAGAAAAGAAAGAUUCAGGAUACAGAACUAUCUAUUAAAGUUCCAUCCAAACAAGAGUCUAGUGAAGAUGAGACUGUCAUGGAUCUUGUACCGAAGAAGACUGUCAUGAAACCUCUAACAAACAUAACAAAUAUGCGUGGACGAUCUCAAAAGUUCAGUCAAAAUCGGCCAGAACUGAUCUGCGUCGACUUUUGGGAAAGCUAUGAUCCAGAUGAAGUUUGUAGCUCUGGAUUUGGUGUCAUCGGAACCGCUCCAUUUACCGUCGCGAGGUUAUGUUUCUUGUGUGGUAGUGCAGGGAAAGAGAAGAUGUUGGUGUGCAGCUCAUGCUGCGAGUGGUACCACACGUGGUGCGCGGAGGACAGCGCGCGCGGCGGUUGGACGUGCGCGCGCUGCGUGUCGUGCGCAGCCUGCGCGCGCCCCGCCGCGCGCCUGCGCUGUCGCAGCUGCGCGCGCCACUACCACGCCGCCUGCCUGCCCGCGGCGCCGCCGCAACACAGGAGCGACUGGCCACAGAUUUGCAGUACAUGCUUGAAAUGCAAGAGCUGCGACAGCGGCCGCGUGAGCAAGUUCGUCGGGAGUCUUCCAUUCUGCGGACCCUGUUUUAAAUUACGACAAAAGGGCAAUUAUUGUCCUCUGUGCCAAGCAUGUUACAGGGACAAUGACUUUGAUAGCAAGAUGAUGGAAUGCGGAUGGUGUGCGCGAUGGGUACAUGCCAGCUGUGAGGGUUUAUCAGGAGAGGAGUACCAGCUCCUGUCAGCUCUCCCGCCGUCUAUUGAAUAUAUCUGUUGUAAGUGUAUGCCCAACAACCCGCCCUGGAGGAAAAUGCUAACAGAACAUCUUAAGGGAAGAUUAUUACAUCUAUUAAAGCUUCUGGCGAAAAAUAGAAAGGCGUGUGCACUUCUUAAAUUAACGCCGCACAAAAAUACACCUGUGCCUAACAAGCCUUACCGAAUUAUGUCUCCCCAAGCGAUAAGGAAAUUGCAUUUCGAUGGAGCUGAUGACGAUUUGAAGAAUACUUCUGAGACUAAAGUAUACAGAAAUUCAUCAAGAGGACGUCGAAAUAACUUUAUGCAGAAAUCUGACGAUCCACGGUCGUCUCAAAUAUGGCAUUGCUCGUCAUUACUAGCCGAAGACGAUAUGGAAAAAGAAGGGAUUCCCCACCCUUUGCACAAAGUUGUCAAUCUUCAAGAACCUCUUAUGCAAAACAAGGAGAUAUGUUUUACUACUGGGCUUUUUGGCACCAAAACGGAAUUUGAUACCCCCUGUGUUGAGGUCCAUGAAAAUAAUCCUAUUCAGAAAACGGAAAAGGCAACAACAAUGCUGCCGACCACUGUACAUGAUGACAAAUAUGAGGCUAUUUCUGAUGAUGAUGAGCCAGCAAAAAGUUUUUUGCAAGCACAUAGUGAACAAGAAUUAAGCCCAGCUGUAGUACGAAAUCCAAGUACGCCCAGUCUUGCUGCUGGUAUUGAUGAAUUAAGUAGAAUAGUUUCACCAUCGCUACUUGAUAUAAAAAAAAGAGUUAACAGUGAUGAAUAUGUUUCUUUGAAAGAUUUUAAUCACGAUAUGCGAGAAGUUAUUCAAAGGACCAUUAAUGAAGAUUUAAAACGUAUCUACAAGGAGUUAUUCUCAGAAACAUUUCCAUGGUUUGACUGUGAAAAUAACUGUCUUCAACCGAACUUGGAAGUUGAAAGAGAACAGGAAGAUACAGAAUCUCUGAAAGAUCAUGAAAUGACUGAUGACAAGCAUGCUGAUGUAGCUGCUCUGUCCAUUGAACGACCAAUAGACCAAAUUGUACCAAAGUUAGAGGUGGAAGGUCAGAAUGAAGACGAAGACUUAUUGGAAUUUUACCCUGUUGUUGAUUCAAGGACUUGUGUGCUUUGCAAAAUUGUUGGAGAUGGUUCACCUGCAAAGGAAGGGAGAUUACUAUAUUGUGGACAAAACGAUUGGAUUCAUGCUAACUGUGCCCUUUGGUCAGCAGAAGUAUUCGAAGAAAUUGAUGGUUCUUUACAAAAUGUCCAUUCAGCCAUAUCAAGAGGAAAGAUGAUUAAAUGUGCUGCCUGUGAGAUAAAAGGUGCUAGUGUCGGCUGCUGUGCCAAGAACUGCAGCGAAACAUAUCACUAUGCAUGUGCAAGGAGAGAAAAGUGUGCCUUUAUGGACGAUAAAAGAGUAUUUUGCCCAACACAUGGUAAAGAUGUUCCAAAAGCAAGCUUGCAAAAAGACGCCGAUUUUGAGCUUACAAGGGCAGUCUACGUAGAACUUGACAAAAAGAAGAAAAGAUACAGUGAAAUUAAAAAAGUCCAAUUUUUAAUGGGAUCUUUGACAGUAACUAGUCUUGGAAAGAUAGUACCCCCUGUGUCUGACUAUGAAGAAUAUUUGAUGCCUGUUGACUUUUCAUGUACUCGCCUGUUUUGGUCUUGUAAAAAACCCUUGAAGAUAGUGAGAUACACUAUAAAAACCAAACUAAUUUUGGCUGAACCAAUGCCUGGAUUUGAUUUCGGAGUAAACAUAACUGUAGACCAUUCAACAGAUAUGCAAGUCGUAGAUCGUGUUAUGGCUGAAAUAGGCGCUUGGCAUCAUAGUCUGGAAACAGGAACGGCAAAACCAGCUUUUAUGCUUAAACAUGAUAAAUCUCCAAUUAAAUUUGGUAAUGCAUUAACUUUAGAAGACUUGGCUGUUAAGCAAGUCGUUGAGCACUUGUUAGAUAAUGUCUGUAAACAAGAGCAACAAGAUGAAGAAGAACCUCAAAAUACAGCAGAUCUUUUACCACCUGAACUUAAAGAUGCUAUAUUCGAAGACCUUAAUCACGACCUUUUAGACGGCAUUUCAAUGCAAGAUAUUUUUCCCAAAUUGAUGUCAUAUGAAGACCUUGUUGCAAUGGAUUUGAAAAACGAGUUCUACGGCGCUAUUGGUCAAUCGGAUGACAAAAAUAGUGAUGCACGAUCAACAACAGACUUCAUUGAUGAAUUACUUAAUGCGCGAUUAGAAUCUGGAAGUAAGGAAUUGAAACGAAGUAAAUCAGAGAUGCUUUUGCAAAACCAUAAUUUAAAAAGUUUAUCAACUGGCAGAGGACAACAAAGAUCAAGUAGCCUGACAUGGAAUAACAAAUUUGAUACAAGUUUAUUAUCAUCAACUAUUAAACGGUGCAAAAUGGGCAGAACUUCCACUGUCACUGGUAAACCAACCUCAGCACAAAGACUGACAACAGUAGAUAACGCCUUAGAACCUAUUAAAGAAAUCGAUUCUGUAGCUGUAGAUAAGAAAGUGAAAUCUGAGCCCAGUAGUAGCAGCAGUGGCAGUUCGAUAUGCGAGGAAGCACCACAUACAAGUGGUAUCAAUUACCGCGCUACUUCACCCAAACCAAAGGAUGAAAGCAAGAACGAAAAAUCUGACAAAUCUGAUGGCUAUUACGCUGCCGGUUUUAUAGAUUUUUAUACAAAAAUACAAUGCAGUCCAAUAUCGCAACUAGAUGGUACUGCAGACUGGUCAGGAUCUGAAAGUACCUGCAGUUCGCGGCCAAACAGUCCUCGUGACGAUGACUUUUCUCCAAUAUCACAAUUGGAUGGAGCCGAAGAUCAUCCAGGAAAUGACACAAUAAGAAAUCAAACAAACCAGUUUCUCUAUAGGGCAAGUGGUUCAGAAAGUACUUAUACUGUAACAAUUGCCGGAAAUUCUAUUAGCGGACAGCCUGAACUGGUUAUGAGGCCUUUGGAUGAUGGAUCUGGUAUUUCCGGACAAAUAGAACAGCCGGUACGAUGCGACAGAUGUCAAUGCACGUACAGAAACAAGGAAUCCUAUGAAAGACAUGUUCCAUCCUGUGACAUGAUGUCAACAAGCGAAAGUGAGAGUGAGAACCCAAAAUCACCUGAAAAUAGAACAUUGACAACACUGCAAAAUGCUUUUCAAGGUGCUUUUGCUCAACCCAUGAUUAUACACACAGGUGUAGUGAGUAACACAGAAAAUACUAUAAAAGCAGAAAGUAUAUCUGCCAGGCGAACUUCAAUCAAUACAAGGCAGAUCACGAUUAAUGGCACAAUAGUUGAAACACCGUCACCUGGUCCUUCAAAUGAAAUGACUAUGACAAUAACAGAGCAGAUGAAAUCAGGAACAGUAAUUUUCGAUCAAAGCAAAACCACAAAUGUUCAAGUAUCGGCUAAUCAGCAAGUUUUAUCAUCUCCUCAGAUUGUAGUAACACCACAAAUGUUACUACCACCUAAAACUAGUUCAGCAGGUGGACAAAAAAUUAUGGCACCACAAAUCAUCACUCAACCUGGUGUCCUUCCAUACAAUAUUUGCGUAAAGCCUGGGAAUACUAACUCGAACAUACAGCAAAUCCAAAGUGGAACUGACAUGGCACAACUUCUGUCAGGUGCAGGAGGUAUACAAGUAAUUUCCUCAAACUCGAAUCAAGUUUUAACUAUACCAUCAAACCAGGGAAAUAUCACAACAAUGGUCCAUGGCAAAAGUCAAGUUGCCAAUUUUCCUAAUAUGGCCAGCGCAUCAUCCCUUACCUUACCUGUGAAUUCUAUUCAAGGCAUGCCAAACGCAUCAAUCAUACAGAAUAUUCAACCAAUGAUUCGACCACAAAUACAGGGAAAUCCUACCAUAGUUGUACCUGCAAUGACUGCUCAAAGACUAACAUCUCCAAAUACACAUAAACAACACAUCAUUUUGCCUGGCAAUCCACAAAAGUCUCCUAAAAAGCAGCCAGCACCGGUACAGCCUAAGCCUAUUUUUCAAGCCACUAACCGUGGCAGAGGACGACCAAUACCAAAACCUACUACAAUCAAAAGGCAGACAAAACUUGAAAAGACAUUUACUACUAUCAAUCAAUCUCCAAUUGGUGCCAGUAAUACCGUGAUUCAAUUACAGACUAAUAACCAGUCUGGCCAGCCGUCAAUAAUUGUACAACCAGUUGCUAAUCAGAAUAUAAUGUCUGCUUAUGUUGAAGCUUUGUCCCAACAGCAAAAUCAGAACAUGCAAUACAUUGCGACAAUCGGACCUCAAGGCGAUUUUAAAACCACACCAACACAAUUUAUCUCGCAAAGUGGACUUAUGCCUCAAACAUUCCAAAUACAACAAACCGAAUCGGGAGGAUUGGUUGCCGUACCUAGUGGAGGUAUCCCAGUUUUACUACCUCAAGGAAAUGUUGGCAUUUUGCCUCAAGCUAUUCAGCAAGGUGCUACGAUUUUGCCCCAGGGAGCUUUACAGACUCAAGGUAUAAUUUCUCAGGGUCCAAACGGUCCGACCAUUAUACCACAAACGAUACAUACACAAAACGGUGCUACGAUUAUACCACAGGGAACUAUUCAAGGUCUCACACCUGGAAAUAUAACAUCGCAGACAGCCACUCUUCUACCUAAUAAUACUCUACAAGCAGGAGGCGCGACUGUAGUACCGCAUAGUGGAAUUGGAACUGGUCAGAACACAAUAUUACCAAAUGCUAUACAAUCGCAAGGAAAUACAUUAAUAUCUUCGGGACCAGGUGCAACAAUACUGCCACAAGGAACUUUGUUGCCACAGUUUUGCAAUGAUCAAGUUAUUCUGGGAUCGACUCCUACCCUGGAAAUGGUUACUGAUCCUUCAGGGUGCAUGUAUUUGACUACAACACAACCUGUUUAUUAUGGUCUUGAAACAAUCGUACAGAACACUGUGAUGUCUUCUCAGCAGUUCGUAUCAACGGCAAUGCAAGGAGUGCUUGCUCAAAACAGUAGUUUUUCUGCAACUACGACACAAGUAUUUCAAGCCAGUAAAAUAGAACCCAUAGUAGAAGUUCCCACUGGAUAUGUCGUCGUAAACAAUGUCAGCGAUGGCGUCAAUCAAGUAGCAUCGUCGGCGGCAAACGUGGUUACAGCGCAAACUGUUCAGUCAUCACCACAAUCACUAAAGGUUAAAACACCAGUGCCUAAUUUAACUCUGCAACCUCUACCCGAUAAGCUAGCGAACAACAACGCCAACCGGCAAACCCCAAAAGUAAUACAAAUGAGUCCAGCAUCUUUGUCAAUGGGUUCACAUGCUGGUCCGACUAUUAUAACAGGGCGACAAAAUAUAAAUCCUAUUACUUCUCAAAUACACGGAAUGACAAUUUCUAGUAGUCCUCAGCAAUUCCAGCGCUCAAAUUUAUGCAAGCCAAAUAAUGUUUCAAUGUCACCAAGUGUCACUUUAGUAUCCUCGACUGGACAACCUAUUAUGGCUAUUUCGCAAUCGGUGCCACAUUCAGCUCCAUCGUUUUCAAUUCAAUCGAUUCCCAUAUCGCAACCUAUUGUUUCAAGUUCAAUAGCUCCUUCAAUUAAUAAGAAUAACAUGAAAAUAGAAAAUUCACAUGUUAUAGAGAUAAGUGGUAACCUACAAGAAAUUUCAAACUCAUCAAGUAUGCCCACUAUAAGUGUAACCCAAAGCUUAAAGUCGCCCACACCUUGGAGGCAACUUACUCAGUUGACUCCAAUAAGCAGCGCAGAUAACAAGAUAGAAUUACAGAACAUGACUGCCAAAACAAGCAAUGCCAACGCACCUGCAAUUAAUAUGCACAACAAUAUCAACAAUUCCCUUACGUGUAGACAAGCACAUAAUGAAUCUGAAAAAGUCAACCAGAAUAUUUUAGUACCGAUCUCUAAUAAUAGCUCAAUUUCUGGUCUGAAUAUACAUUCUCAGCAGUUUGAAUCAACUGUUAACGUGAGCCAUCACACGUCUCAUUCAACUUCUAAUAACGUAAUUCAAAUUACGGCUGGAAAUAUAUACCCUCCGUGUUCAGCCAUGAACAGCAACUUUGAUGCUGAUACGUCUUUGAAAUUAAGCAAAAUCAAUGCCUUAUCGAAAGCCGAAGGUGGACAUAUUAACUUUUCGCAAGAGAUAAUGGCAUCCCAUUCGCAGCAACAUUCUCAAAGCGAAAAAGCUUUCCAGAACAUGGGAACUAAUGAUAACAAACAAAAUAUGGAUACUGGCAAUAAUCAAGUGAAUAUACACAAAUUGAGUAGUUGCCAGGUAGCGAAUAACAUGAACAAUCUUAUGGGAAGCCCACCGGCUAUCAGCAUCAUACCACAUAGUGUGAUGCGACCUCAAAUGCAUCACAACCAGAACACUAUUUCAGUUUCUGGUAACCAAAACCAGUUGUGUACAAGUUCAAAUGCUACCCAUGGACAAUUGCCAAUCCUAAAUUCUGGCAAUAAUACUCACCAAAAUAUAAAUAUAGUAUGUGAAGAAUUAAGCAAUAACAGAGUUAACUCGACUGUAUCCAAUGAAAGUACCAUGCACCAAAAUAUCCAGCAACAUGACAUAAAUGCGUCUAUAAAUACGUCAAACCUACCACAUGGUAAUAUGCAAAUUAUUCCACAUGAAAAUACUCAGCUGUCGAAUUCUAAUCAGAUACACAUAAUGAACGGACAAAUUCAACAUGCUAGGCAAAUGGAUAACAGUAAUCAAUUGCAACAGUUAAACCAAGGAUCACUGAAUAGAUCCUUCCAUGAAAAUAUUUCCCCUGGACAACAAUCCCACAAUCAAACUAACAUGCUUUCUAAUCGCAAUACUCCUGAUAACAAUUUAAUAAACCAUUCAAUGAAUAUGCAUAGUUUAAAUAAUAAUCAUAAUAUGAAUAGACAAGCAAAUGAUUUGAAUCACAUGCAUAAUAUGUCAUCAUCAAUGCAGAAUUUAAAUAAUAUGCAAAAUAACAGAAUGGUUAUUGAAAAUAUGCAACCACAUGGCAUUAACAAUAUGGGCCACCAAAUGCAUACCAGUAGAUCUAUGGAGGGAAUGCACAACUCACAGCUUCAUAGUAUGCAACAAAUAAAUCACCAUAUGAACAGUAACAGGCCCCAAAUAGAUAACAAUAAUAUGCAAAGUAACCAGCAAAUGGCUAUGCAGCAAAAUAGGCCAAUGGAAAAUGCCGGGCACCAUCACCAACAUCAAAUCCCUAACCUGAUGCAGAUGCAAAACAAUCGCGCUCACCUUGAAAAUAGCAGUUUGAUGGGAAUGCACCAACAUCUGCCUAAUCAGAUUCAUAACAGACAACAGAUGGAUAACAACAUGCAUCUGCACCAUAUGUCAAGUGGUGCAACGAAUAUGAGUCUUAACAAUCAAAUAGACAACUCAAGUUCAAUGACAAAUCUGCACAGCAAUAGACAUGACAACAGUUCAAUUGUAAUGCAAAACCUUAACGCCAUAAAUCAAAUACCCAAUAACCGGAGUUCCAUGGAUCAUCCUUCACUGAUGCAGCAUCAAAUUAACAACAUGAAUAAUGGUAAUAUGCACAGUAACGGUAUGCAAAUAGGAAACAACUCCAACCACCAGAUGAACAAUUCAAUGAUGCAUGGUCCUAAUAUACCAGAUAUCAAGAAUGAGAUUUCGAAUCCUUGUAGUGGUAGUUGCUCAGGCAACAACACGCAAUUUUCGAACAACCAAUCUACUUUCGAACUGUGCUCAAAUAUGUCGACAAGUAACAAUAUUAAUUUAGGUACCAGCAAUAUCAUUCACGGUAUGGGCGUUAAUAACUCGAACAUGUCGAAUAAUAAUAUAAUGAACAACAGCGGUAUGUAUGGGGCGAAUACCCAAAACACCAUCAUGAACCACGAUAUGUUAAUGAAUUGCAACAACGCCUCAGAACUCAAUAUAAACAAUCUUAUGCCCAAUAAUUCUAAUCACAUGAUGAUAAAUAAUUCACAACCUCACACCUCGGGCAAUCAAAACCAAAUUUUGGGUAAUCAGGUAAAUAACGCCCAAAUUAACAUAAAUAGCUGCAGUAUGAAUACAACGAACAACUCGCCUAAUCAAAUCGCCAAUAUCGACAGUCAGCUGAGUCGGCCGAAUAUAAAUGAUAAAUUCGGUCAGGACAAUUUGAGGGGCAAGAAUAUCAUGGGCCCGCCAUCUAACACCAAUUUGGCCAGUAAUGACAGCCCCAAAGUUAAUAUGGUGAACACUGAUAAGCAAAAUCACACAAUCUCAAUGAACAGUCAAAUGGGCUUCAUGCAAAUGAAUACUCAAAAUAAUCGAGUCAUUAAUCUUCCAGAAAGGAAUAGGUUGUCUAAUGCAACCCUAGAUAACAAUAUGAACCAACAUGUACCGCAGCAACACAACAUACGGGUAGUAACUAACAACAGUAGUAACAAUGUUCCUGAUCCUCUAGCAUUUCAACAGAAAAAUGAAAGUAGUGGAACUAUGAUUAAUGUACCAUUCCAAGCUAUACCAAACAGUGCACCGAUGAAUAUAAAUGUUAAUUCGAGUAAUAACACUGUCAACAUUACUGUACAGAACAAUCUCGUUGAUCCAAAGAUUGCAUCAAAAUCCGCUGCAGAUAUUAGUUUCCCACUUCAAUCUAGUACUAGCAUGUUACAAAAUCAAAGUGGAAACAGUAAUAUGAUAUGUAUACCUGUACCUAACAACACUAUUAGCUUGCCAACACAAAAUACAUCUAGCAUUACAUUGCCAAAAGCUCCACCCACUCAACAGUCGGGUAUACCAACUAACGUCGUCAACCCGAUGUCUAUGAGGCCGAUGAAUAGAGUGUUGCCUUUGCAUCGUGAUGGCCAAAGUAAAUCAUCAUCAAAGAAUUGUACUAGUACAUCUACUAAAACAUCUGCUGUACCCAUACAAAGAACAGUUAGCCAUGACAUGCCAGAUCUUAACAUUAAAGAUGAAACUAUUGACAGUGAUUUGGAGAAGGCUAUCGAAGAGUCAAAAAGAAUGAUGGAACUAGAAAAAGCGAACAAAGAAAAGGAAGAUAUGGAUGCCGCUCGCGCCAUUCAACUCUCAACAGAAAUACAACAUGCUAGUCAUAGUUCUGUUAGUCCGAUAGUGGUGCAGAAUAGCAUUAUCGAAUGUGGACAAACUUCUGAAAUGACGUCGUUACCAAAUUUGGAUGCUGAAAUGAUAGAAGUGGAGCCACCAAAAGUUUUACAAGAAAAAAACGCCAAUAAGGUUCCUGUGCAACACAAGUUGCCUAGUGGCCCAUGCAAAGUUACAAAAAGACCUAUUAAUGAUAGAAAAAUCGACAUUGAUGUUGUUGCGACGAAGAAAUCGAAUAAAGUAUCGAAAGGUCAGGAGAAUAAAGGGGUUUCGUUGCAAAAACCAACACCAGAACUACCAAAAGACGAUGGGCCUAAAUUAAUAUACGAGGUAACCUCGGAAGAUGGAUUUAAUUACACGUCGACUUCGCUAACUGAUCUCUGGGCUAAAGUGAUAGAGGCUGUCCAAAAUGCAAGAAAGCAAUCAGGCUUACCUCUGAUUCAGUACAAUUUGCCAUCUACUCUGUCUGGCGCCCAUCUGCUUGGACUGAACAACAAUGCUUUAAAAUACCUUAUUGAACAACUACCUGGGGCGAGUCGGUGCACAAAAUACAAAUUACGACAGGGCCGUCCCCUUAACAGCUGGGACAAUGACUUGGACUUGAGCGAAGGGUUUAAAGAAAGUCCAUGGGGCAGUGCGCGUACUGGUCCAAUAGCCCGAAAAGCAAGCCAUGAUAUGUUUAGCUGGAUGGCGUCACCGUUCAGGGAAGAACCACCUCCAUUAACUGGCCAAGAUGGAGAAAGUUCUAUUUCGAGACGAUUAGCAACUUUACCACCAGCCAUGCGAUUCAGACAAUUAAAAGAAACAUCAAAGGCAUCAGUUGGCGUCUAUAGGUCGCACAUUCAUGGCCGAGGCUUGUUCUGCAAACGGGAGAUUGAAGAAGGUGAUAUGGUGAUUGAAUACGCCGGUGAAGUGAUUCGUGCUGUAUUAGCCGAUCAACGCGAGAAACGGUACGAGGCAAUGAGUGGUCGUCGCGGCGUUGGCGGCUGCUAUAUGUUCCGCAUCGACGACAACUUAGUGGUAGAUGCCACUCUUAAAGGAAAUGCUGCGAGAUUUAUAAAUCAUUCUUGUGAUCCAAACUGCUACUCACGCGUCGUAGACAUCCACGGCCACAAACACAUCUUGAUAUUUGCACUGCGACGCAUCAGUAUAGGCGAAGAACUGACUUAUGACUACAAAUUCCCAUUCGAAGAGGUCAAGAUACCUUGCACAUGCGGCGCCAAGAAAUGCCGCAAAUACCUAAACUGAGAAGUGAAAAGCGCGCGUGAGUGGUCAUUUGUGUCAAUUAUGAUGUACUUAUUUGUGACCUACGGGAAAGUGUUUUUCAGCUUAUAUUUAUUGUGGAGUAUGAGUACUAAUUGAGUAGGCAAAACUAAAAAUGUGUGCAACGAACCAUUAUAAUAAUUCUAAGAUAUGUAGUAUUUUAAAGUUCAUAAAUGUAAUAACUGACAAUCAAGUAUUUAUUUGUUGUCAAACGAGCCGUUACGGCUUUAAUUAGCAUAAUGUUUAAAGUACAUAACUGAAUUAGACAUAGCACAAUACAAUAUAAAGGAAUUAGUGACUACUUUAACAUCACUAUAGCAAUUGGGACUAACGAAAUGAGUAAAUUAAAAGAAAGGAAAUUCGAUUGAUCUCGAAAGUAACGCGAUGAGUAAGAAAUUGAAUUUGAAGCUAAGUUUGUACGCGAUAGUGAGGUAUAAUUAGGUGCCCGGAUUUUUUGUAGGACUUUUGAACUGCCUGAUUCGAUCCGAUGCAUUCUAAUUUAUAAUUAAUAACGUGUUGUCUCAUGUACUCAUGUGGGUGCUUGAUAUUAAUCCUGAGGUAGACCUUUCAUUAGCAUUUUUAUAGCCAUUGUGGUGACUGUCAAUUACUAACCCUCUUGCCGUUACCUUUAAUUAAAUACUGGAAUGCCUCAAACAUUAAGAUAUUGCCAACUGGGUAGAAUUAUACCUAGAACUUUUUUUAUCAAAAAAGACAUGAAAAAUAAAUUAUCGACUCUCUCAACUCUAUGGAAAAUACUAACAUUAUUAAAGAUAAUAGCUACCGCGAAAUUCAGGACUCGUAGCUAUCUUCUUUAAUAUAUUAGCCACUUUUAAUGACUCGGGUACUCAUAGGCAUAAAAUGGCUAAUAUGUGUAGAAGAUAGGAUCUUUAAAUAAUGUUGAUAUUGUCAUAGAGUAAAUAGAGUUGAGGUACCUAAGGAUAAAAGUUAUGUCGAUAAUUUAUUUUGUCAAUCCCUCGUUUUUAUUAGAAAAAGUCCUAUGAUAAGAAUUUUGUUUUCUCCGUUUGUCGACCUUAUUUUAUACAUCGAUAUUUUUGUAAAGUUGACGAAAUAUAAAGUGAGCCGAUCUUGUUCAAACUUGUGCGAGAGAUCGGCUCACUUUAUAUUCCGUCAUACCAGCAGUUAAAACGUUAAGAACCCAAUGAGACCAAAUACCUAUGAGAGGUCGAUAAUGUCAAGAAAAUUCCGGGCUCUGAUAGAGUGAAAUAACCUACAUGCAUCUAAUUAUAUUUCUACUCUGCUUGCAAAAAAGAUUUGAAAAUGGUUAGAAUGAGAUAGAAAUACUGGGUUGAAUACAGAUUUAUGUAUUUAAUGUGAGAAAAGUCAUAUUCACAUAUCUGAUCUAAUGAUUGCCAUCUCAUAUGUUGGUUGAAGACGGACUUUUUGUCAAUGUAAAUUGUACAUGUUGAAAGUUUUUCAUGAAUCUUGUUAUGAUCUCUUUCUUGAAUCUACCCAGUGUUUAGAAUUGUUGGAUUAUAUAAUAAGUCGGACUUAUUUUUAAUUCAAAAUAUUAUGUUGUGAUAAGUUUAUCCAUUGUGUAAAUAUAUUUUAAGUUUUAUUAUUUAUAAAUCGAUUUAAAGGUUCGCGAACGGCUUAAGUAUCUACCUAAAGUACUUUGAUGUGAUAUACGUUCAAGCACGGGCCUGCCGGGUACGGAUCCGGACAUGGAGAAUGGUUAGUGCAUAUUAGGAGAUAGUGUACAUUUGUUCCUCAAUUUUGUUUUAAUGUUUUUUCACUUCGACUAAUUACAUGUAUAUAUUAAACUGAGGUAAUUAGGGACAUAAAAAUAAAUUAGUACAUUCAAAAGGGUAGCGAAGUUUCAAGUACAAUGUUACUUUUUAGUAAUUUUAAAUGGAUAUUGUAUAGCGAAAUGAUUUGUAAAUAAGAGAAAUUAUCUGUCAUAAUAAUAAAGUUAAGUGACAAACUGUUUUAUUGUAGUCAUUGUUUAGAUGUACUUUUUAACAAGUAUAUUUGACGUGUGUAUAUAUAUUAAGUUAUUUGAUGUACGGGAGUGCCGAGAGUGGAGGCGUAGGGGAGUAUAUGGAGCACGAGCGGUUGUUGAACAAUCCCAGUUACAUUGCACGGUUUAGCAGAAAAUGCACAUUUUGUCAGCUUUAAUAUUGCAGCACAUUAUUGCUAUUUAAAUUAAAUAUUUUAUAACAAUUUAUUGACGGAAAAAUAUCAGUUUCAUUUUUAAAUAUUAUUAAUUUGUUUUAAACAGAAGACGUCGUUUUGUUGACCACGCAUUUAUAGACUGAUUGUACUCAUCACAAUUUAACUGGAGCUCAUCACAUUAGCCAGCUAAUCGCUAGCGAUACCACGGGCAGGUAUUCCUAGUUGCUUUAAUACGUUAAUAUGCAAACAAUAUAAUUAAUUAAUGGAUCGGAUGCCAUAGGCUUUAAUUUAAAAGGUUAAUGGUAUUGCAUCUAUCAAUAGCAGUAUUAAAGUAAAAUAAUUGUGUCAACAAGUAUUUCUAUAGUUAAAAAAAUAAUAGCGCAGGUGAAAGUAGUUGAAAUGAAACUUUGUACAUUACAAUAUUAUAAGUACCUAUCUAAAGUACAGUAAACUACUUCAAAACCAAUUAUGAAAUAUGUACAUUCAAAGUCAUAAACAUCGAAUCGAUAGUGUUGAACACGUAAUGUUGUCUUUAUUGCCGAUUUGAUGACGAUGACUGUACAUUAAUGAAAUGGGGAAUUGCUUUUAAGGGCUUUCCUAAGCAAUAAGUACUUUGAAAAAUAAGAUGUAAAAAGCAAAUCUCCUAUUCUGUGUUUAUGGCAAUUUAAAUAAAUAAAUACUUCGACAAUUAUGAUUAAAAACCCUAAGUUCAUUAAAGUACAGUGUGAUUAUUCCAUGAAUGUGACGAUAAAAUAUACUUAAACAUACAAACGUCGAUAGUUAUAGAAAAAAAAACGUUUCGUACCAGUAGUCCAGUGAAUAAUAUCGUCCUUUAAUAUAAUUAGGCGGGUUUUCUUUUCAUAAAAUAAGAUGUCGUUAUUUUUUUUACAUUUUGAUACAGGAGUUAGUCGAAGUUAGCUUACAUUGAAUUAUAAUCAAUACAAAUAACAUCUAAUUUUAUAAUAUUACUUAACUUUAGAGACUAACAACAAAAUUUAUUUUUGAAUGUUUUUUUGGUUCUUCAAUUUGCCUUAUAUUAUUUGACAUACUUUUGACUCAAUAUUGAUAAUGAUAAUGAAAUUAUGAGACUUUAUCUUAUAGGAUUGAUUUCUACAAUUCCUUGUUUAAUGUGCAUUGUGCAUUUUAUUGUACAAUAUCUAUCUUAGAAAUAAAAUAUCACUAAGUGAUGUCUCCUCCUAACUAAUUGUAAACAUCUGCUUCGUAUUAAGCGUAAUUAUAAACAUCUGCUCUUGAUAUUAUUUUCUGUGUUAAAAAUAACGCUUUUAUUUUUAAAGUACACAAUGCCAUUUUGCCUAAUAUUAUUAUAAAUUAUUAUAUUGAUUGCUUUAAAAGCACUACUUUUACAAUGCAUAGUUCUAUGACCUGUCUAUACAUUUUAUUUUAUUUAUUUCUAUAAUUAUUUUGUAUUGUGGUAAAUUUUACCAAAAAUAAAAAUACUAAAAUGUG